Molecule: messenger RNA, 1344 nt
Organism: Mya arenaria
Lineage: Eukaryota; Metazoa; Mollusca; Bivalvia; Myida; Myidae
Product: acyl-coenzyme A diphosphatase NUDT19-like
Exons: 3
Coding region: 77-1216 (379 amino acids)
Cellular component (GO): mitochondrion
Molecular function (GO): hydrolase activity, acting on acid anhydrides, in phosphorus-containing anhydrides
Source: RefSeq, a predicted model, not a curated record
AAUGCAAUAUGGAGGUCAAUAAAUAGGAAGUGAAAGAUUUUAAACACUAUUUUGCAAAUAAAGGCCAGUAGAAUCAAUGUCACAUAUUUUAAAACAUUGGAGGGAGGCGGCUACGCUUUUGUUAGUGGCAAAAUCACGCACACCGGUCGUGUCAAAGUUUCAGACAUGCAAUUUUCAAAUGUUAAUGUUGAAAAGAAGUGGUAAGUCUAAGUUUAUGCCCAAACUUCACGUCUUCCCUGGCGGUGUUGCUGAUGCUGCUGACUUUUCUCCAGAAUGGCUCCACCAGUUUGGUAAAUUGGGGGAUGAUUCAGUGGAUUCAAUGAAGUCGUUUCUCAGCCGCGGUGGCCCUGGACCUUACAUGUUUAGCAGAGAGAGACCGAAUGAGUUUUCUGAAGUUCCCAGUGAGUUGGCAUUUCGUAUUUGCGCAAUAAGGGAAACUUUUGAAGAAUCAGGUAUACUUCUAGUUAGAGAUAUUAACAGACUGAGGAAUGAGCCAAUUAAAGAGGGGGAUCAGCCGGUCUCUGGAAAGUCGUCAAUCCUUUCCGAUUCAAUACUAAAACCUUGGAGGGAAAAGGUCGAUGAAGAUGCCUCACAGUUUAUUAUUAUGUGUAAAACACUUGAUAUUGUUCCGGAUGUCUGGUCAUUGUUUGAAUGGUCUAACUGGCUGACACCGUUGCUACCUGGCAAAGGCAGGCGUUAUGAUACAGCAUUUUUCCUCUGUGUGGUCGACUACAUACCUGAGGCAAUACAUUGUAAUAAAGAAACCACAGAGCUUGAGUGGUCUUCAGCCAGUCAGUUCCUGCUCAAGCACCAAGACCAAUCCAAUUCAUUAAAGCUGGCUCCUCCUCAGAUUGUGGAACUGGGAAGAAUUCUUCACUUCACAGAUGUAGAAAAGCUAAAGGCGUUUAGUUGGGAUAGAUCUGCUGUAAGGGUUCAGCAGUACUUUCCGGUGAUAUGCAGAUGUGAUGAUGCCGUUCUAUUUCUUUAUCCAGGGGAUGAUCUCUACCCAGAUAAUCCAGACUUUGAUGGUGAGAGGGAGAUUAUGUCAGUACCUGGUACCAUGGAGCAGUUAAGGAUCAAAUAUCCCAAUAUGAACCGCUCAGAAAUGUUCCAUGCAGACGAUGCCAGCGAGAGAAGGAACUUUGUGUGUAAUAUCAAGAUGAAAGACGGACAACUACCUCCUCUAUUCGAGACUUUUGAUAGUGAUGUUCCUUAGGCUAACCUAUAAAUGUUUAAGCUUAUAAAUUGUUGAAUAAUUUAUGUGAUGCAAGCAAUUGCACGUCUCGCUUUGACAAUACAUGUAUGUAAACAGAUAAUUCGCCAAUAAAUAGAUAAUCUACUGAG